Molecule: messenger RNA, 881 nt
Organism: Diceros bicornis minor
Lineage: Eukaryota; Metazoa; Chordata; Mammalia; Perissodactyla; Rhinocerotidae
Gene: IFT20
Product: intraflagellar transport 20
Exons: 6
Coding region: 151-549 (132 amino acids)
Biological process (GO): intraciliary transport; protein localization to cilium; centrosome localization
Cellular component (GO): cilium; intraciliary transport particle B; Golgi apparatus
Source: RefSeq, a predicted model, not a curated record
CAGCGGCUGAGGCGGGCGGGUAAGGUACCGGCUGCCGCUGACCGGAGAGAGAAGCUGCCCGCCGACGUCAGCCUGGGGCGCGGCGCGCCGCGGUACCCGGUGGGCAGAGCAGAACUUCUCUCCUCUAGGGAAGCUGGAAGGGAAACAGCUAUGGCCAAGGACAUCCUGGGUGAAGCAGGGCUGCACUUUGAUGAGCUGAACAAGCUGCGGGUGUUGGACCCAGAGGUUACCCAGCAGACCAUAGAGCUCAAGGAAGAGUGCAAGGACUUUGUGGACAAAAUUGGCCAGUUUCAGAAAAUAGUUGGUGGUUUAAUUGAGCUUGUUGACCAACUUGCAAAAGAAGCAGAAAAUGAGAAGAUGAAGGCCAUUGGUGCUCGGAACUUGCUCAAAUCCAUAGCCAAGCAGAGAGAAGCCCAACAGCAGCAACUCCAGGCACUAAUAGCAGAAAAGAAAAUGCAGCUCGAAAGGUAUCGGGUUGAAUAUGAAGCUUUGUGUAAAGUAGAAGCAGAACAAAAUGAAUUUAUUGACCAAUUUAUUUUUCAGAAAUGAGAUGAAAAUUUCAUUUUAUAGCAGGAGGGCAAAAAAAAAAAAACAAACCAAAACACCUCUGUCCCAUUCCAGUGACUUGACUAAUGACCCAAGUAUGUCGUGAGAUGGUGUGUAGGGAAUGCAGCAUCUCUGAAGGCAAUAAAACCAACCUGGGGAGCGUGUUUCAGAUGUCAGUGCAUAUCUGCUGGCGAACACCCAGUGGCUGUGGUGGUCCAGGUUCUCACCUCAUGCAUUCUCAGUCUGAACUGAGCAGUCUGUAAACUUUGAUCCUUUUUUUUGUAAAUUCACAAAGCUUUGGAAGGAAAAGCAAUAAAUUAUUGUUUUCAAAUGGC